Messenger RNA from Trichoplax adhaerens, 867 nucleotides. RefSeq lists its product as uncharacterized. Lineage: Eukaryota; Metazoa; Placozoa; Uniplacotomia; Trichoplacea; Trichoplacidae. The record is from RefSeq and is a predicted model, not a curated record. Bases 1 to 867 code for a protein of 288 amino acids. The transcript is spliced from 3 exons.
AUGGACAAUCUCUAUCACCAUCGACGACAAAAAUUGCAACAUCGGCCAAUUUCUUAUUUUUCAGCCAGCGAGUGCGCUUUUGCCUUUUUUUUGGCAUCGAUAUUUAUUGUUUUAGUCGUUGUAGCACCAGCGCGUUUAAUUUACUAUUCUGUCCUCGAAGCCAAAGGCGAAUGUUCUGAACGAUUAUCCUACAUCAAACGUAACUCUCCUGUCACUGCAUUAGUUGGUCCUCCUGGAUGUGGUACUCAAUGGGUUCGUUAUAUAAUACAACAAAUUUCAGGACAUCAUGUCGGAAAUAUAUACGGUCGUACAGGAGCCUCGGUAGUAGCUGUUGAAACUAACUAUUUAAACCUUGUUGGUCCUGUAGAUAAAGUCAUCGUUGUGGUUCGCUCCCCAUUCGAAUGCCUUCGCGUUUCUUUUGAUGGGCUCUAUUCUAAACCCCGACAAAUUGUAGCCUCGAGAUCUCGAUACCUAAAUCGUAAUUUAUGGGAAAAUCACGUCAGAUUUGCUGGUAAAAAUUGGGAAAAAUACUAUAAAACCUAUUUAGCCUACGAUGGUCCAAUUCUGAUAGUGCAUUACUCCAAUUUGGUAACAAGCCUCCGCUCUGAAAUGCACCGUAUAUCUCAAUUUCUCAACCUUAAUCCUACGAAAUUGAAACUUGAUUGUGUAGCACGGAGCCCGAUAAGUAUCCGUUUCAAAAGAACUCCAGUUAAACUACCCUUCAAUCCAUUAGCAUUUGUUGCAACGAAUAUUCAAAAUAGCAUACGUAACUCUGAAAAGGUUAUCAUGGACAUGUUAAAUCAGCGGAUUCAUCAGGAGGAAGCACGUAAAGAAUCCAACAAUAAUCGAAUUACGCUACUUCCAUAG